AUGUCUCUUCGUUUGGUUUCGAUAUUCGCUACCGCUAUUCCUGCUGCUCUUGCGUGGGGUCACGAUGGUCAUGCAGUUGUUGCCCAGUUAGGCCAAGAGCGUAUCAAGAAGGAGACUCAAGAGGCUCUUGACGCUAUAAUGGGCAAAGGCGUCCCCAUGUCCAACUACUCCAGUUGGGCUGAUGAAGUCAAGUAUGGUCCUGAUGGAAACGAAUGGAAAUGGUCGUCUUCUCUUCACUACGCCGAUACUCCCGACUGCCACUUCGACUACGCCCGAGACUGCAAGAACGACUACUGUGUUGCCGGCGCUCUGAAAAACUACUCUAGACGGGUCGUUGAUGAGUCCCUCCCUUUGGAGCAGCGACAAGAAGCGCUCAAGUUCAUCGUUCAUUUUGUUGGUGAUGCUCAUCAGCCUCUGCAUAUCGGUAAGCCGGAAGACCUUGGUGGGAAUAAAAUUGCGGUCCAUCUUGGUUUCGGUGAGAAGCCUUCCACGAACCUCCACUCUACUUGGGACUCGAAGCUAAUCUAUGAACUCGAGGAUCAGAGCGACCCCAUCGAUGGUGAGCCCUCCUGGAUGAUAACGGAAGAUGCUGUGAGUGACGAGCUCGACAAGGGUGGCAAGUAUGCUGAUGAAAUCGACGAUUGGAUUGAAGACUGCGAGAAGUAUGGCCUCGAUGUGUGUGUUGACAGUUGGCUGAGUGAGAGCUCUAAGACUGCCUGUGACUACAGCUAUAGACAUGUCAAUGGUUCACUUAUUGUGGAUCAUGACUUCCUCCCUAUGGAUUACUACAACAAUCGCAUCGAAGUUGUCAAGGAGCAGCUUGCGAAGGGAGGUGUUCGUCUCACUUGGCUCUUGAACACCGUAUUCGCUGCCCAGGAUGCCACUCCUAAGCCUGUCCCUGUUGAUUGCACGAUUGCUGACGAGAAGUGUAAUUUGACCUACUCCGGUUCCUACUGCAAGUAUUGGCAGGAUAUUCCUGUUUGCUUUGGUAGCAACGUACCUUGCUCAUGCUAG
Messenger RNA from Perkinsus marinus ATCC 50983, 1014 nucleotides. RefSeq names its product Nuclease PA3, putative. The transcript has a single exon. NCBI's taxonomy places the organism in Eukaryota, Perkinsozoa, Perkinsida, Perkinsidae. Gene Ontology annotation, molecular function: endonuclease activity; nucleic acid binding. Bases 1 to 1014 code for a protein of 337 amino acids. Gene Ontology annotation, biological process: DNA catabolic process. The record is from RefSeq and is a predicted model, not a curated record.